Messenger RNA from Caenorhabditis briggsae, 3636 nucleotides. The coding region runs from base 1 to 3636 and encodes 1211 amino acids. The transcript has 12 exons. NCBI's taxonomy places the organism in Eukaryota, Metazoa, Nematoda, Chromadorea, Rhabditida, Rhabditidae. Gene Ontology annotation, molecular function: Hsp90 protein binding. The record is from RefSeq and is a predicted model, not a curated record.
AUGCCAAAAAACCUGGAAUCCGUGGUUCAUGAAGCUGGAUCUGCCUACUCGGAAGGACGAUAUCAAGAAGCACGGGAACUCUACGAAUCUGCACUUCUAACGAAUCCCAACAACGGAAUUCUACAUGCCAACCUAUCAGCGAUUCUUCUGAAAAUGAAUUUGGCUGAAAAUUCCUUAAAACACUCGGAAAUCGCGGUUAGGCUGUGUCCAACAUGGGCAAAAGCACACUAUCGAAGAGGUGAAUCCCUGAAACACGCUGAAAGAGUGCUCGAAUCGAUUCUAGCGUAUUCCAAUGGAAUCAGACUGGAUUCUACGAAUUUUCAAAUUCUGAAAAGUCUCAAAGAGGCGAUUUUCUCAUUUUACGGGUGCAAAUUCCCUUGGGAAAAUUUGAAAGUGCUGAAAUUGGAUGAAGAUGUUCCAACAAUUCUGGCAACACUUGGACAAACGAUUCUAGCGGAUUCCAGAGAUGGAAAAGCGAAUUUUGAGGAAUCCCCAAAAAUCGCGGAAAUUCGCGAGAAUUUGGCUGAAAUUGCUGAAAUUUUGGACGAUUUCCACGUGGCGAUUGAGCAGAGGAGGCAUUUGGAAAGGAUUUAUCGGACCCCGGAAUCAACUCUAAAGCUCUGCGAUGUCUACCUAAAAGCUGGAAUUCCAGAGAAAGUGUUUUUGAUUCUCGAAAAUUCGAAUUUUAAAGCUGAGCAAUGCUCAUUGCUCAUCGCACGAGCACACAUAUCAAAAGGAGAUCACAAAGAGGCACUUCGAUUGCUCAUUCCAGAAUUUUCUAAAAAUUCAAAUUUCGAACUAAUCGAUACCAUCAAUCAAUGCUUUCUGGAUUUGGAUGAUCUGAAUUCGUCCAUUGAAUUUUUGAAUUCAAUUUUAAAACGAAAAAAUUCGGACAAAUCAGAAAAAUCAGGAGAUUUGCUACUCCACUGUUACUGUCUUCUUUGCCAAACCCAAAUCACAGCUGGAAAUCUGGAAACAGCGCUGAAAAUCGCGAAAUUUGUCUUAAAGUUGGCAAAACAAUCUGAAAAUCUGAAAAUCCACGAAGCGAAUGCUUUUCGACUUUUGGCUAUAAUUUAUGAGCAUCAAAAGGAUUUUGGAUCCUCAAUAAUUCUGUGGAAAAAAUAUUUGGACCCGGGAUUUCAGACAAUUCUAACGAACUCUGAAAAAUUGAGGGGAUUUCUUCAAAUGACAAGAAUUGCGCAGAAUGAGACGGUUAAUGAGGAUGUGGGACACAUUUUUGAUAAAGCUGAGCAAUUGGUCAAAAAAUGUUCCCGCUCCUCAGAAAAAGUCGCCUUCUAUUCCGCAAAGUUUCGAUGGCUCCAAUCAAUAAAAUCCGAGGAAAAUGAAUCGAAAAAAAUUCUGGAAAUUUUGGAAAGUUUGCUGAAAUCCGAACCAAAUUUGGAUUCCAAAUCGAAAUCUUUAAUUUUUGAGGAUUUAGCAAGACCAAUUUUGGCGCCAAAUUCAAAUUCAAAUUUAAAAUCGACGAUUCUGGCGCUGGAACAGAGUUUAACCGAAGCCCAAGACGCCAACGAUUUGUAUCGAGAAGCUGGAAUUUCAGAGAAAAUUGGGAAUUUUUUUGCUGACAAUUUCAGCCAAAAUUCCAGCCAAACCGAUCAAAAAUUGGCUGAAAAGUACUAUAAUCAACAGUUGGAAGUGGGAAAACAGCUGAAAAACGCCAAAAUGAUGGCUGAUUCGCAUGCCAACGUGGCAAGGCUGAAAUUUCAGAAUUUGGAUUUUAAAGGCGCAUGCGAGCAUGCGAGAUGUGCUCUGACUAUUUUUAAAUUGGCCAUGGACAACGAACAAAAGCUGGAUAUGCUCAUUUUGUUGGCUGAAGCUGAAAUGGAGAGAAACAAUCUGGAAAUCGCGUUAUCGGCAAUAGAAAAAUCGAUAAAUCUGGCGGAAGACUGCGAAUCGAAUGAGAAAUUGGCGAAAUCCUAUCGAUUGAUUGCUGAAAUUUAUGAAAAAUCUGGAAAAAAUGAAGAGAUUUCGAUUCAAUUUGUGAGAAGACAUAUCGAUUUAUUUGAAUACGAAAAAUCGAUAAAUCGAAAGUGGAAAUCGCUGAGAGAUUUGCUGAAAUUCGAAAUUUCCAGAAAAAUCGAUAAUUCUGGAAAUAUUGAGAAUAUUUUAAAAAUUAUGACGAUUCAACUGGAAUUAGAGGAAUCCCAACUACUGGAAAUCGCUGAAAUCCUAUCUGAAAGUCCAGCUCAUCAUUCAUUUUUUCUGAAACUUUUGAAUUUUUUAUCAAAUUUGCCGAAAAUUAAAAAUGUCGAAAAAUGUCUGGAAUUCGCGAAAUUUCAGCCUGAAAUUUUGCUGAAAUUCAAAAAUUUAAUAAAAAUGGAGGAUUUGAUGAGAAAUUUGGCAGUUUUCGUACCGAAUCUGGCUGGAAAUGAGGCUUUCAAAGAUUCUAAUGUUUUGGCAGAAAUUUCUGACCUAUGGAAGACGGACCAACAAUAUUUGAAUUCUGAGAAAAUGGAAAUUUUUGCCCAAAUCAAAAUAUUUCCACUCGAGACCCAAACCAGGAUUUUUGAUAUGUUCUACACCAAAAUCGACCCAAGUCUUAUGCUGAGCAAUAAUACACUAAUCCGAUUCCACGUGGCAAUGCUAAACGGGAAGUUUGAUAUGAUGGCUGACGGAAUACAAUCAAUCGAUAAAAUUGUGUGCGCCGCGCAUCUGGAUGAGGUGGAACUAAUUGAGAUGUGGUACUGGGAAUUUCUGGAAUCCAAUCCGUUGGCGUCCACUGGAUAUCAAAAAAUGAUCGAUCGAUAUUUUCCUGGCUCAAAAGCUGAGGUGCUCCGGUUCGCUGCAAUUUUCACUGCAAUCGCGAUAUCAGAAAAGCUGAAAAUUCUGGAAAUUCUGGAAUUUUGCGAAUUUUCAAUUUUUGGGAAUACGGUUCCGAAAAUUGGGGAUUCGAGGAAAAUCGAUAAACUAAAAUGUGCAAAUAAAGAAAUGAUAUAUUCAUUUGAAGUUGGAAGUUUUACAGUGAUUUUCAAUUUUGGGAUUGAUGAUUUCGACGUCUUCUGGAUUCAGAAUCGAAAAUCGCUGACAUUUUACGAUUAUCUCCUCAAGCGAUAUCUCCAAAGUUAUGGUUAUCUGGAACUUCGAAUUCAAUUAUUCACUGAUUUAUUGAUUGGAAACCGACAAAUCGAUAAAAUCACAGCCAAGGAGCAGAGGUGUUGGCUGGAAGUCCCGGCUCCUCAAAAUACUAAAAAAUCGAUAGGGAUUUUGAAUUUUUCUGGAAGAUCCUAUGAUUUUCCAAACGUCCAAUCUCCAGAAAUUUGCUUGGAAAAUUCGGAAUUUUUCGAGAUUAUGGCUCAGAAGCUGGGUGAAGCGGAAGUUGUGAUUUUGAAGGAUUUGAAGAGUAGGCGCCGCUCCCCUGGCAUAUCUAGGCCUUCCUCACCGAUUUUCUCCUAUCAGCAGCGUGGCGCAGUGGAAGCGUGCUGGGCCCAUAACCCAGAGGUCGGUGGAUCGAAACCACUCGCUGCUAGAACCUUUUUUGCUUUUUUGUGUGUUACGAUGAUUUAUUGGAAUUCCAGAAUUUGGGAAACCACGCCUCCUGGAAAUCCUACAGUUCGAAAACUUAAAAUCUAUGGAGAUCACGAAGAAGAUUCUGGAAAUCCCCGAAAAAAAUCUCCGUGA